AUGAGGAAAUACGGCUGGAACAGUUUCAAGAACUUAAUCUUCAGUAAUCCUGCUGUUGUUAACCAGCAGGAUCCACAUGUGGAUGAUGGUGAUGAGAAUCCUGAACGUGGGAACUGGAAUAGUAAGAGGGAGUAUAUCCUCUCCACGAUUGGUUAUGCUGUUGGACUGGGAAAUAUCUGGAGGUUUCCAUACUUGGCCUACAAGAAUGGAGGGGGGGCCUUUCUCGUACCCUAUUUUGUGAUGCUUGUGGUGGCUGGAAUUCCUCUUUUCUUUCUUGAAAGUGCCUUCGGGCAAUUCUGCAGUCAAGGUCCAGUCAACAUAUGGAGAGCAGUGCCAAUACUGCAGGGUGUUGGUGUUGCCAUGGUUAUGGUCACUUUAAUAGUGUCCAUCUACUACAACGUCAUCCUCGCCUACAGCAUGUACUACAUGUUUGCCUCCUUCCAGUCUCCUCUACCGUGGUCCAGCUGCCUCACCGGGGUUGACAGUAACUGCACUGACACACCUACAGUGGGAAACUGUACUCAGGAAAACAGCACCUGUCCCUCAUCCAACAUGAUCACAGUACGAAUGCAGAGCCCGAGUGAGCAGUACUGGGAUCAUGUGGCUCUGCAGAGAUCUAGUGGUCUAGAUGAAACAGGACCAGUAGUUUGGCACUUGGCUCUCUGUCUGCUGCUGAGCUCCAUGCUUGUUGCUGCAGCGCUCAUCAGAGGUAUCAAGUCAUCUGGCAAAGUUGUGUAUUUCACAGCUACAUUCCCUUAUGUAGUGAUUGUAAUCCUGCUGAUCAGAGGUGUGACACUGGAGGGAGCUAAAGACGGGAUCGAGUUCUACAUUGGCUCCCAAUCCAACUGGACUAAACUGACUGAGGCAGAAAUCUGGAAAGACGCUGCAACUCAGACCUUCUACUCUCUGUCUAUUGCCUGGGGUGGAGUCAUGACUCUAUCUUCCUAUAACAACUUUAACAACAAUAUGUUCAAGGACUCAUUUGUUGUAACACUUACUAAUGCUGGCACCAGUGUUUUUGCAGGCUUUGCCAUAUUUUCAAUUUUGGGUCACAUGGCUCACAUCUACAAAAUGCCUGUUGGAGAAGUGGUGAAGCAAGGAUUUGGCCUGGCAUUCAUUGCAUAUCCAGAUGCUCUUUCUAAGCUUCCCAUUUCCCCUCUGUGGUCCAUUUUGUUCUUUUUCAUGCUUUUGACUGUUGGGCUAGACUCCCAGUUUGCAGGAAUAGAGGUGAUUGCAACCUGCCUGAUUGAUGCUUUCCCAAAAAUCUUCAAAUCCAAACGUACCUUAGUGACCACAACAACCUGUGUCAUCCUCUAUCUCCUGGGCCUGCCAUGUGUCACGAGGGCAGGAAUAUACUGGGUGACUCUAAUCGACGACUUUGUUGCCAGCUGGGUGCUACUAGUUUUGGCUGUCUUGGAGAUUAUUGGUGUCUCCUACAUAUAUGGAGGAAACCGUUUUAUCAAAGACAUUGAGAUGAUGAUUGGAACUAGGAGUUUCAGAUUCUGGUUGUGGUGGAGAAUGUGUUGGUUCUUCAUCACCCCUUGCAUCAUAGUGGUGAUCCUGAUCUGGUCUGUGAUAACCUUCAAACCCAAGUCCUAUGCAGAAGUCCCGUACCCGGACUGGGGCUUGGCUAUGGGCUGGUGCAUGGUUGCUUUCAUCCUCCUCUGGAUCCCUGUUAUCGCUGUGUAUAAGAUGACGAGAGCAGAGGGAAGUCCCUGGAAGCGUCUGAAGUCUUUGUGCUCUCCCUCUGAAAAAUGGCAUCCUUACCUGGACAUCCAUCGCACAGGGCGCUACGCAGAAGAACGCUGCCACCGCAUGAAGAAUCGCAGCAAGAAACCAGACACAAAUGUAAAUGUGAUCUCCAGCUCAUGGCUCUGA
Messenger RNA from Scomber scombrus (Atlantic mackerel), 1878 nucleotides. RefSeq names its product solute carrier family 6 member 14 (gene slc6a14). Gene Ontology annotation, biological process: sodium ion transmembrane transport. The record is from RefSeq and is a predicted model, not a curated record. The coding region runs from base 1 to 1878 and encodes 625 amino acids. Gene Ontology annotation, cellular component: membrane. NCBI's taxonomy places the organism in Eukaryota, Metazoa, Chordata, Actinopteri, Scombriformes, Scombridae. The transcript has 15 exons. Gene Ontology annotation, molecular function: L-proline transmembrane transporter activity.